AUGGGUGCCAUAUUCCUGCUGAUCAUCACAAUGGUCAACUCUGCUAUCAUCCGACCAAAUGUUGUCGAGGCUGCACGUGGAGGUACGUGAGAAACGAAUUCAAUUAAAGUGCGAAUGCGGUUGAAAACGUAGAUUACGCGCGCUCUUGACCCUCUAGCAUGUCAAGGGCUAAUUUGCCAUAUGCACAGUUUUUCGUUGUUUUCCAUUUGUCGUGCCUAAGCUCAUCUAAGCAAAUGACAAUGAACAGUUAGGGACGGAAGAGUAUUUCUCAAACUAAGGCAAAAACCGAGUCAAGCCAAGCAUUUUUGAUUGACACUCCAAAUCCCAGGACCUAUGGAUGGAGUCGCCCGUCUCCAAUUCCGGGGACUGGUGGUGCAAACCGAAUUUGAAUGAGACAUGUUCUUGUCAUUGCAUAAUUCAUAUUCUGAUUGGCUGCCAAGAUUAGAAUUUCCGUUCUCUUUCCCCCUUCCGUCUGCCUUUUGUCCAUUCUCCCAAGACUUUCUCCCAAGAUGAUACGCAUUUCUGAUAAGUGGUAGUGAUGGGGAGAGACGAUAUGUCGUUCACCUUGCCGUUAUUAUCUAACUGUGGAAUGGAAUAGAGAAUACAUCUCAAGGAUACCAGAGCAUGACGGAAUAAUAACGGGGCGAGAGGUUCCCCGCACUCACAUACUGAUAUACGAUCUGUUAGUUAUAUCUGAAGGGGGUAUUUGAGGAGAAUUGAGGGCAUAGGUAAUUGGAGUGUAUUACGGAGUACUAUAGAGCCAUCGAGCCAUAAUUGCGCAACGCAGUCAUUGAAAUUGCGCCACACCUCUCACCUCGAAUAGUCGUGCUCCGCGGCAGCUGUCCAACACACAUACAUACUCCUAACCUAUUGUUCUUGUUGCGUCGAGAAAGAGAAGAACGCGACGUUUCCAUCAUCUUGUCCUUUUCCCCACUUAAUUACAAAUUUGAAUCAAGUACGAGCGAGCACACGGUUAAUUCGUUAAGUGCGUGUGCGGCGUCUCCUAGCGUGUGACAGACGUUCCGAAUAUUAUUAACAGCUUUGCGGGGCUUUGCCUAAUUGGUAAUUUUCGUUUGGCGGAGAGGACGCUUUGAGGAACACUGAAUACACUUGUCAGGGGACUUUGAAAGCUCGGAAUAUUAAAACGUUUUUAGACCUUAGUUUAUUCUCCGUUCGCAUUUGGCUUAGACUUUUGACAAGAAAGGAAGACUUCAGUGUUUCCGGUCCGUCUCAGAAUCUUCAUUAGCAUUCCAUGGUGUCUUACUAAUUGCAGUGGAAGGGUCUCCAUUUUCAAAUCUAAAAUAAAUUCAUGUCGAAGGAGAGAAAGAAGACACGGACCAGUUGCCCUGCCCUCUCUCGAGAUGAUGGUCUCAAAUUACCGGGAGCUUUCCUGGCAAUUAGCUGCCUUUUCAUUACUUACUGCUCCCGCGUGCGCGAGCAGCUGCAUUGUGCUCAAUGUUUACCAUUCACGUGUCCAUUGCACAUUUCAAGUGAGCCUAACACCAUCUCUCGUUCCUAUAUCCCCCAGCACUAAAAUACAAUCCAAACAAAUGAGUGCGAGAUAAACACAGAUAGAUCGGAAUCGGCUAUAUGCCCCGCACACACAUGUAGGUUUGGAAGCGUCUAGUGUUAAUAUCCAGCCAUGCAUAUACAUUACUAUGAAUUGAAAUGCCCUCAAGCAUAGAAUUUGGUUGGUACUUCAUUUGUUGUAGAGUUAUGAAACACUUUUGGGUAGUGGACGCAGAGACGGAAGAGAAUGCGCGGAGGGGGAUGGAGAAUGCCCAAACGGUACGGUAUGUCAAUCACGAACAUCACCUGUCGUGCCGUUUCUAGACAGGACAAAGAAACGAUAUAAGAUACUCUCGCACAGUCGGCAAGUCAAACGACUUCUUCCGAAAAUGUAAUUUAAUCCUGGCCACCUUGGUUCUGCUCAUUAGACACCUGUGCAUCUUGGGUUCUAAUUAUGAGCUGUGCUUGCCUAGAAUAGAACAAUGGAGGUGCUAAUGGAGGGGGUAACAGAAGGGUGAACAGCAGUGGGUAGUAGCCAGCAGGCCGCAACAUGACACAAUGCUUCUGAAAUUGCACCCCAUUCCACUUUUCACAGCGGGAGCCAUAAUCAAAUUCUAUUUUUUUCAGUGCCUCCUCGAAUGCGCAACGCGGAAACAAAGUUUCGAAUUCCAUUAGGUCAGAAACAAUUCAAGUUGAUCUGUCCGAUCAUUGCCACUGAUAAGGACAACACGAUGAUUCAAUGGUCCAAGAAUGGAGAGCAGGUAAGAACACACAACUAUCACUGAAAGAAAAAAGUAUGAGUUGCCAACCCGAUCUCACACGUCCACUUUAUCCGGUUAGGUAGUACUACCUCAUUUCGAUUAUAUGUUAGUAUGUGGCAAGGUCAUCCAUCAUUGUCAUUUGUAAUGCCGAGUGUGAUGGAGUGCGGCAGUGGUGCCACACUUGGACGGCGAUUGAAUCAGAGUGGCCGCCGGAGAGGGGCGAGUUUCAAAAAUGGAUGUACUACUAACACACUAGUUUAUGGACUUGCGCGCGCCGCAUCAUUUGCUCUUAGUUGAAGUCUCUUGGGACCAUACCAAAACAUAAUCAAUCAUACAAUACGUUUUUCGAUGCAAAUACGACGCACAUGGGGAGAUGCAUAAUAAAGUCUAUUUCUGUUUGCAGCUCGAUUGGGACAGCCAAUACAAACUAUCCAAAGAUGGGACGGAACUGAAGAUGAAAUCCGUGAAGUUCGAGGACAGUGGAAGAUACCAGUGCCAGGCCACCAACGGAUUCGGCCACAAAACCAUGGAAUUCAUUGUUCACGUUCACGACCAACAUGACCGCGGAAACUCUGUCAAAGACUAUCUUGUUCUAUCCAAUUCAAGUAAAUCAUUUUUGCAAAAACCGGUUCAACAAACGCAUUUUUUCAGCGGCCAGUCCAAGUUGGUUGAUUGACAUGAACUCGGAAUGGCGAUCUCCUAUCAAGAUCAACACGGGAGGCAAACUUGAGUUGCGUUGUCCGGCCCAAGGAAACCCGCUGCCGGAGAUUCGAUGGUAUCAGAAUGAAAUGGAAAUAAGCGAGAGUAAGAACAAAACCAAUCGGAUGAGUCCACUAUUUCACCAAAUUUUUAGAAACUCAUAAGCACGUCUCUUCAAUUGUCAUCGAGCCAGUGGACAGCUCUCAAUCUGGAGUGUACCGAUGUGUUGUGGAGAACUCGCUUGGAUCGCUGUCAUUUGCAUUCGACGUAACCGUUGGGGACUUUUUCGAUCCACCAACCACUGAUCCGACCGAACACCAACAACACUCUAUGGAACCGGUGAUUGACCAGCCAUACAAUAUCAGUGUUUAUGCUGGACACACUGCUCAAUUCCAAUGCAAAGUCAAGUCAAAUGAGAAUACUCUUAUCAAAUGGCUGAAAGAAGUUUCGGACCCAGCUGCAAUCCGUCGCAUGGAUCCAAAUGCCACUAUUAUUCAUGCAAAUGGAAUGAACCUUCUGGUGCUGGAUCACAUUCAAACGGAGAGUACUGUUCCACUGGAAGAUCUGGAGAACGUCUACACAAACCGAUUGACAAUCACCAAGGUGGACUAUCAUCACGCUGGAAAGUACAUCUGUGUGGUGACCAGUGCACAGGGACAUAUUGUCUACAAAUCUGCUGAACUGCAAGUUCUUUCCUCGUCUCUCAUCACGUUCCCGUUCACAUCUGACGGCUUCCUGGUUGUCUUGGGUGCCAUUGUAACUCUUUUCGUUUUCUUUGUCGUGUUGGCCAUUAUUUGGCUCAAGAAAAACCAGGAAUCGUCAUCUGCAAAAGACCUGAAGCCGCCACCACCACCGAGGAUGCCCCCACCAGCUGCUCCUCAGGAAAAUGAUUGGAACAGUGACAGAACCUUGCAUUCAUCAAAACCGUUAUUGCUGCAUAAUGCGAUGUUCAAGCAGACGACGCCACUUAAGUUCCACGCGGCUACCAUGGAUAGAAACAAUCUGCUGAGAGCGGAAAGACGUGAGUUGAAAUUGAAAUCAAACUGUUAACAUUACAUAAACGUUUCAGGUUUCGACGAAGUCUCAAAUGUCUACGACAACAGCACAGUUCACCCGUACUGGACUCAGCAACGCAACAACAACUCGAUCUACAACGGUGGAUACAGAACUCUGGAAGUUCAAAACCACAGGAACUACCCGACUUCGGACGAAUACACCGACCAGGACAUGUUCUAUUACAAACGUUAG
Caenorhabditis sp. 36 PRJEB53466 is the source of this 4217-nucleotide messenger RNA. Lineage: Eukaryota; Metazoa; Nematoda; Chromadorea; Rhabditida; Rhabditidae. The record is from the annotation of a GenBank genome assembly.